Messenger RNA from Caenorhabditis elegans, 1020 nucleotides. It is a transcript of the gene sra-22, whose product is annotated as Serpentine receptor class alpha-22. Gene Ontology annotation, molecular function: G protein-coupled receptor activity. The record is from RefSeq and is marked reviewed. Lineage: Eukaryota; Metazoa; Nematoda; Chromadorea; Rhabditida; Rhabditidae. Bases 1 to 1020 code for a protein of 339 amino acids. Gene Ontology annotation, cellular component: membrane. Gene Ontology annotation, biological process: G protein-coupled receptor signaling pathway; sensory perception of chemical stimulus. The transcript has 5 exons.
AUGAACAAAACCGCCGAAGACCUGCUCGACAGUUUGAAGUGUGCUUCAAAAGAUCUUUCCAGUGCUCUGACCUCUGUUACAAUUAAGUUUAACUGUAUAUUCAUUUCAACAAUUGUUUUAAUCAGUUAUUGUUUUAUUUUGCUAGCAAUUCAAGCUCUUUUGAGGCAUAAUAUAUUUUCAAAUUCCACAAGGCUAAUUUUAAUAGUGUGCUUGUUGAAUUCAGUGGUCCACCAGACAACGAUGAUGGAGACGCGGGUGCGUCAAAUUUACCGAAGCUUCCUUUUUGCAUCCGAUCCUUGCAAACUACUAUAUCGCUCAUCCGACUGUGUCGUUGACCUCUAUUUCUUUUUCCUCACUGGAUAUUUCUCCACCUAUUCAGUUUUUUCUCUCACUUCUGACAGAUUGGUAUCACACUACAAAUCAAAAUUCUACCACACGCAUCAAUACUUUAUCGCGAUUUCUCUGCUAGUCAUCCAGCUUCUGCUCACACUCGUAUCAUUCUACAUCGCAUUCUAUGGAGUCUCGUUAGCUGGUUAUGUGUCAGUGUGCAUUCAGUAUCCGAAAGCAGCUGUGCAAUAUGGCACAAUCAACACCGUUCGCACUAUGGUCAUGGUUUGCUGUCUUAUAGUCACGGGGUUUACAUAUUAUCUAAGCGUGAAGUCAGAGAAACAAAUCCAAAAAAUCAGUUAUUCUCCUGGAGAGCGAUAUUCUGCAUACGAGAAUAUUACAACAUCCCAAUCAGUGUGUAUUUUCAUUAUUCUUCAGCUUUCAUGCGUUAUGCUAACGUCAAUCGGAAUGAAUUUGCUUCUGAUGAUGGGAGAAGCAAUGUCAGAAGGAACAUUCACCACGAUUGCAUUGUUCCUACCGGGCAUAACCUACGCUAACUUAUGUCUUCCACUUGUCAUCUACUUCAAGACAAAGCUUACUAUUCGAAAUCGAAAAUUUCGAAUUGCAGUCAUGACAUCCAUGUAUGGAGAUGCCGGAGAGCAUAUUGCUCGGCUGAAGAAGAGUUGGGAAUAA